Molecule: messenger RNA, 975 nt
Organism: Miscanthus lutarioriparius
Lineage: Eukaryota; Viridiplantae; Streptophyta; Magnoliopsida; Poales; Poaceae
Source: the annotation of a GenBank genome assembly
AUGGCAACCGCCAAAGGCGAUGUCGACCAUCUUCCCAUAUACGACCUGGACCCCAAGCUGGACAAAUUCAAGGACCAUUUCAGCUACCGGAUAAAAAGAUUCCUGGACCAGAAAGGCUCCAUUGAGGAAAAUGAGGGAAGUCUUGAAGAAUUUUCUAAAGUUUAUGCUUCAUACAUUCAAAUGCUAAUAUUUAUAGCUCCUGCCUAUGCCGCAAAAUAUCACCUUAUCAGCAUCAUCAAAAUCAUUGUGGAUUUUAUAUGUUUUUCAGGUUAUUUCAAAUUUGGGAUCAAUGCAAAUGAGGAUGGAUUGUAUAUCAUGAAUGGGCACCUGCUGCGCAAGGCAGAGCUUAUUGGUGACCUCAAUGACUGGAAUGGUGUGAGCCACAAGAUGGAGAAGGAUAAAUUUGGUGUUUGGGAAUUUGCAGACAAUGUGCUGCCACACAUACGAGAAAAUGACUACAACAAAGUUCAGUUGAUGGUAGUUAUGGAACAUUCUUAUUAUGCUUCUUUUGGGUACCAUGUGACAAGUCAGUUUGCUGUUAGCAGUAGACCGGGCACACCAGAGGACCUCAAAUAUCUUAUUGAUAAGGCACAAAGUUUGGGUUUUCGGCUGUUCAACUAUGCUAACCGGGAGGUAUUGAGGUUUCUUCUUUCUAACCUGAGGCUGGAUGAAUUCAUGUUUGAUGGCUUCCAAUUUGAUGGAGUUAAAUCAAUGUUGUAUCAUCGCCAUGGUAUCAAUGUAGGGUUUACAGGAAAUUACCAGGAGUAUUUCAAUUUGGACACAGAUGUGGAUGCAGUUGUUUACAUGAUGCUCGCAAUCCAUCUAACGCACAAACUUUUGCCAGAAGCAACUGUUGUUGCUGAAGAUGUUUCGGGCAUGCCAGCCCUUUUUUGGCCAGUUGAUGAAAGCGGAGUUGGGUUUGAAUAUCGUCUGGCAAUGGCUAUCCUUGAUAGAUGGAUUGACUACCUAAUAUAA